UAGCUUCUCCACUUUCUCCUUUAAAUCCAAGUCUCUCACUCUCUUGGUUUCUGCAGCUUCACUACUCUACUUUCUUCUCUUUCUGCACACACCAUUUAGAGAAUCUUCAAAAUUCUGGAUACUAAUUCCAUGUGUACAGCUUCUUACUUGAAACAAAUUGAAACUUCCAAAUCCCCUUCGCUUCUACUCUUUCUGGGAUUUAAGUGGGAGGACUUUGCUCCUUGAUAACCAAUCAUAUAUAGCCAAUGUGGUGAAGGUGUGCUGAUGCAGGCAAUGCAUGUUCUUCUGCCGGACGCGAAGUAGUACUUAAGCUCUGCAUCUUAUAUUGCUCACAGUUCCAAUUGAGACAUAUAAAUUGAUACAUAGAAUUGAAGAAAUGGAUUCUAGUAAGAGCUGGGAGCACAAGUCACUGCUAACUGAGAUCAUUGAAGGGAUGGAGCUAGCAAAACAGUUGAGGCUAAGUCUAAGUGCAGCAUCUUCAUCAGACACCAGACAAUUUUUAGUGCAGAGGAUAUUGUCCUCCUAUGAGAAAGCCCUUUUGAUACUGAACUUCAGUGGGCCGGCUCAAAGUACUGCAGGUGCAAUAGCCGGUGUGCCAGAGUCUCUCGUGUCAGCCAACGCAGGUCCUUGUUUUGAUGACUAUAACAAGAGUCCCAAGGAUCAUCAGGAACUCACAGAUGUCUCCAAGAAGAGAAAGAUCAUGGCCAAAUGGACAGACCAUGUAAUGAGAGUUAGCUUUGAGAAUGGGAUUGAAGGACCUCAUGAAGAUGGCCAUAGCUGGAGAAAAUAUGGACAGAAAGACAUCCUAGGAGCCAAACAUCCAAGAAGCUAUUACAGAUGCACCUACCGAAACACGCAAAGCUGUUAUGCUACAAAGCAAGUGCAAAGAUCAGAUGAAGACCCCACGAUAUUCGAAAUCACAUACAAAGGAAAGCAUACAUGUUCUCACGGUAGCAAUUCAGUUCUACCACCACUAUCACCAGAACAGCAAGAACAAAAACGAACCAAUCAAAAUAAUACUUCUCACCAACAGCAGUCUCAAGGAAACCAAAUGAGCUUUCCGACUAAUCUGAGAGUCGAUACCAAGUUCUUGGAAGACAGAGAGAACAUGGCAUCUCCAUUCUCUUUCACUUCAACUUCAUUUGGAUGUAUGAUGGCUGAUGAUGCCUUUCUAUCUUCAAUGCUUGAUGAUAACAACACUUUCUUUGACAACUUCAAUCAUUCAUUGCUAUCUCCAGCCGCAGUAGAAUCAAACUACUAUUUGAUGCCACCAAGCCAGAUGAGAAACAUUGCAGGAAACGAGCAACUUUCAGAAUGUGAUCUUACUGAGAUCAUCUCAGCCAACAAUUCGUCAACCAAUUCUCCAAUUCCAGACAUGGAUUUUCCACUGGAGCCAGUGGAAAUUGAGCCCAAUUUCCCAUUUGACACCACAGGAAUUUUCUCAUAAUUCUACUUUAGUUUGAGAAUAAGAAUAAGUAGCAUCCAGGUUGCUACUAGCUUGUUUCACACCUUGAAUCAACCAUGUAUUAUAAGAGAGGAGGAAUGCUAGUAAAAGAUGAGAGCUUUUUUCUGAUGUUUGCCGAUGGAUAGAAUUGAUUAUAUUAUAGUUUUCAAAUAAUA
This is a messenger RNA of Prunus avium (sweet cherry), 1620 nucleotides long. Its product is annotated as putative WRKY transcription factor 53. The record is from RefSeq and is a predicted model, not a curated record. Gene Ontology annotation, biological process: regulation of DNA-templated transcription. Gene Ontology annotation, cellular component: nucleus. Lineage: Eukaryota; Viridiplantae; Streptophyta; Magnoliopsida; Rosales; Rosaceae. Gene Ontology annotation, molecular function: transcription cis-regulatory region binding; DNA-binding transcription factor activity.